CACGGUAACAUCUCGCUCGUCUCCUCCGAACCAAAAGACCCCUCCGUAGUCUUUUUCCGCUUGUGAAAAUCUACGCUUCGUCUUGCGGAACAGUAGAGAUCUGAUCUUGUCUUGAUCGGCCAUGGAAGAGAAGAAGGCAGAAUCGGCUAACAAGAACCCUAAGAAGACCAACCUGUUGGACCACCACUCCAUCAAGCACAUCCUCGACGAAUCCGUCUCCGAUAUCGUCACGAGCCGUGGGUACAAGGAGGAUGUUAGGUUGAGCAAUGUCAAGCUGCUUUUAGGGACGAUAAUCAUCGUGGUUGCGCUUGUUGCUCAGUUUUACAAGAAGAAGUUCCCGGAGAAUAGGGACUUUUUGAUCGGUUGCAUCAUAUUGUAUGUGGCGCUGAAUGCUGUGCUGCAGUUGAUUCUGUACACAAAGGAGAAGAAUGCAAUAUUGUUCACAUACCCUCUUGAGGGAUCAUUCACCAGCACUGGUUUGGUGGUCUCUUCCAAGUUGCCCAGAUUCUCCGAUCAGUACACUCUCUCCAUCACGAGUUCUGAUCCCAACUCCAUUUCCGCCGGGAACCCAGUUCAGUUCACCAAAAGCGUCACCCGGUGGUUCACGAAAGACGGAGUUCUGGUCGAGGGAUUGUUCUGGAAGGACGUCGAGGCAUUGAUCCAUGAGUACGCAGGCGAACCCAAGAAGAAGAAAUGAUCUUGAUCUUUCAGAGGAGUGCCUUACUAUUUGCUUGCGCUUUUUUUAGACCAUACAUAGAGAGAUAUUCCCCCCAUUGGAAUUUUUUGGUUCACAUGACUACAGUUUUCAAAGAUUGAUAGAAUUCUUGUUUUUUUAAUUAUCUCCAAAAAUUAGAAUUCGAAUUCAA
Messenger RNA from Tarenaya hassleriana, 866 nucleotides. RefSeq names its product probable signal peptidase complex subunit 2. Gene Ontology annotation, biological process: protein targeting to ER. The coding region runs from base 122 to 697 and encodes 191 amino acids. The record is from RefSeq and is a predicted model, not a curated record. Gene Ontology annotation, cellular component: membrane; signal peptidase complex. The transcript has 5 exons. Lineage: Eukaryota; Viridiplantae; Streptophyta; Magnoliopsida; Brassicales; Cleomaceae.